UUAAACAUUGUGAGCAGCAGUACAAGUAGAAGUUAGAAGAUAGAAGCAUUUAUCGAAGCUACAACUAUGGCUGCCUAUCCAAAUCAAUCAUACUACUCUGUGUAUCCACAACCCCAAUCAUACUACUCUGUGUAUCCACCAACAGCCACUAAACAACAGCCAUUGUUUGCACCAGGCACAGACCCGGAGAUCAUAAGAGCCUUUCGAGCCUAUGAUGAAGAUGGCAAUGGAUUCAUUGAUGACGAGGAGCUGCAGAAAGCUCUCUCCACAGCUGACCUGUCCUACAGCAUCAGGACAGUUCACCUUCUCAUGUUUAAAUACAACAACAGAAAUUGCACUACAAUAGGGCCAAGCGAGUUCACAAAUUUGUGGUAUGAUCUCCAGGCAUGGCGGUCAAUGUUUGAGAAAUUCGAUAGAGAUCGUAGUGGGAAGAUUGACAGCAUGGAACUUCGAGAUGCUCUUCUCCGAUUGGGAUAUUCAUUAUCACCUCCAGUUAUACAGCUUCUACUUACAAAAUAUGACAAGACAGGCGAAGACAGCGGAAUUGAUUAUGACAACUUCAUCGAGUGUGGCGUAAUUGUGAAGGGGCUUACUGAAAAGUUCAAGGAGAAAGACAAAAGGCGCACUGGCACAGCUACUCUGACCUAUGAAGAUUUCAUGCUCACAGUUUUACCCUUCAUUAUUGCAUAGCAAGAUUAGUCCUUGAAUAGAGUUUGUUAAAGUGUUUGUUAAUUUGAUGGAAAGGCGUUAAUUUCUGCAGUAGAGCAGAAAUAUAUCACAUUUAUAUGAUUCCACAAGUUAAUGGAACAACUGGAACAACUUUUUCAAGUAUUUAUAUAAAUAGAUCUUUUUAGA
Molecule: messenger RNA, 855 nt
Organism: Cryptomeria japonica (Japanese cedar)
Lineage: Eukaryota; Viridiplantae; Streptophyta; Pinopsida; Cupressales; Cupressaceae
Product: calcium-binding protein CBP-like
Exons: 5
Coding region: 67-690 (207 amino acids)
Molecular function (GO): calcium ion binding
Source: RefSeq, a predicted model, not a curated record